Molecule: messenger RNA, 333 nt
Organism: Phycomyces blakesleeanus NRRL 1555(-)
Lineage: Eukaryota; Fungi; Mucoromycota; Mucoromycetes; Mucorales; Phycomycetaceae
Product: Homeodomain-like DNA binding domain-containing transcription factor
Exons: 3
Coding region: 1-333 (110 amino acids)
Source: RefSeq, a predicted model, not a curated record
AUGGGCAAUAACGUCAUUAAGCAAGAAAUAUAUAAUAGAAAGGGUGUCUUCGAGCCUGGAUUGCAAACAUUUGCAAAUUUGUAUUUAACGCGCCUAAUUAAAUUCCAAUGCCUUGGAAAGCCAAGACAGAGACAAGGACCGCAAAAACAUUUGACGACUGAUAUCAAGAACGAAAUUGUGAACAAAUAUUAUCGGAAAAAUCCCAUGAGUCGGGCCACAAUCGCAAGAAUGCUCGGUUUAUCUUGGACAACUGUUAACAAUGUUGUUGAGAAAUACGCAAAAGAUGGCACAGUAGAGCCCAAACCACGAGGAGGAUCACGAAAAAAAUCCUGA